AUGGACCCAGUCAAGUACAUAUUUGAAAAACCCACUCUCACCAGACAGAUCGCUUGGUGGCAGGUUCUGCUGUCAAAAAUCAACAUUGUCUAUGUCACUCAAAAGGCGAUAAAGGGAAGCACCUUGGCAGAUUACCUAGCUCAGCAACCCAUCAAUGACUACCAGCCUAUGCAUCUAGAAUUCCCAGAUGAGGACAUCAUGACCUUGUUCAAGGAGGAGGUAGAGGAUGAAGAUAGGGACAAAUGGAUUGUGUGGUUUGACGGUGCGUCUAACGCACUAGGCCAUGGACUGGGGGCGGUUUUGGUUACCCCCAACGAUCAAUGUAUACCCUUCACUGCUAGGUUAGGCUUUGACUGCAUGAACAACAUGGUUGAGUAUGAGGUGUGCGCCCUUGGGAUCCAAGCGGCAAUUGACUUCAAGGUUAAGUUGCUCAAGGUAUAUGGGGACUCAGCCUUGGUAAUCUACCAGUCGAGAGGAGAGUGGGAGAUCAGGGAUCAUAAGUUGAUACCCUACCAGGCCUACAUCAGAAAACUGAUAGAGUACUUUGAUGGUGUAUCCUUUCACCACAUCCCUAGAGAGGAGAAUCAGAUGGUUGAUGCCUUUGUCACUCUGGCGUCCAUGUUCCAAUUGACCCCGCAUAGGGAUUUGUCGUGCAUCGAAUUUAGAUGUCGCGACAAGCCGGCACAUUGCUGCUUGAUAGAAGAGGAGCAAGAUGGAAAACCUUGGUACUUCGAGAUCAAUCGAUAUAUCGAAGACAACGAAUACCCACUGGAGGCUUCUAACAACGACAAAAGAACGUUGCGAAGGUUGGCCGCCGACUUUUUCCUAAGUGGAAAUAUCUUGUACAAGAGGAACCAUGAUAUUAUUUUGCUCCGAUAUGUGGAUGCCAAGGAGGCUGAGCAAAUGCUAGUGGAAGUGCAUGAGGGAUCUUUUGGAACACAUGCCAACGGACAUGCCAUGGCCCGGAAGAUCCUGAGGGCAGGGUACUACUGGCUCAAUAUGGAAAACAAUUGUUGUAUCCAUGUGAGGAAAUGCCGCAAGUGCCAGGCCUUUGCCGAUAAUGUCAAUGCUCCACCCGUACCCUUGAACAUCUUGGCAGCGCCUUAG
This is a messenger RNA of Glycine soja, 1107 nucleotides long. RefSeq lists its product as uncharacterized. The record is from RefSeq and is a predicted model, not a curated record. The transcript has a single exon. The coding region runs from base 1 to 1107 and encodes 368 amino acids. Lineage: Eukaryota; Viridiplantae; Streptophyta; Magnoliopsida; Fabales; Fabaceae. Gene Ontology annotation, molecular function: nucleic acid binding; RNA-DNA hybrid ribonuclease activity.